UGUUUGACAUGUAAAAGUAGAAUAAGAGUUCAGAAAUUACAUAGCUCUUUCCACAUCUUCUUCAUAUUUGCUCAUGUAUAUCGAUAUAUGAACUGAGUAUAUGACCUUAGUCAAUAUCCUGUAUUGUAUUUUGAUUUUUCUUAGGAGUUGUAUGGAACACCCUAUCGAACAUUUCAGGAUUUGACUAUUUAUUUGAAAGCCUCGGAUGGCUUGUGUGACUCUUCGUGAUAAUGAAAACCUUUAUUAUAACUUCAACUAUGUUGUAUGUUCAAUGAAUGAAGAAUUAAUCAUUCCAUUAGCAUAAAAACAUAUUCUUCUUCUUCUUCUUUGGCACAACAACCGCUGUCGGUCAAGGCCUGCCUGUACCCACUAGUGAAGUGAGCUAGGCUUUCAGUGACUUAUUGUUACCAUAGCAGGAUAGUCAGUCCUACGUAUGGGAGCACGGUCUAUUCAGGGCUUGAACCCAUGACGGGCAUGUUGUUAAGUCGUUUGAGUUGACGACAGUACCACCAGACCGGCCCAAAAAUAUAUUAAAUGGAGUAAAAACGGCUCGAAACAUUCGGUUUGGUGCAGCUGUGCCAAUAAUUCCGUGCGCCACUGUAUGCCAGAAAUUGAUAACGCCGUCGCGAAGUCGUCUUUUAAAGAAGAAUUUGCAAUUAUUCUCCCUCAAUCUUUAGUGCUAUUUCUUCGCUCAUCAUGACAGCUUGGUGUACGAUUUUGCUCUUCAGUUUGUACUGCCAAAGGAAACGAUACACGGGCAGCACUGUCGGGCUUUGGCUACGAAAUGUUCGCCGCGCAGUUAGACUAUCUCCAGAACAAGCUGCUCGAGGUGGAUUCAACCGUCCAGGGGAUGAGUGAAAAGAUUGGACACAAUCUAACCACACUCCAGGAGCAGUAGGGUAGAAUGCUUGCCCAGCAGACAGCAUGUACGGCCCAGCCCACUGUGCAGACCACCUACCAGUUGUCUACUCCCGUACGAUCGUGCAAGGAAGCGUUGCCAAGGAUAUCGGGCAGGUAUCUGAUACAGCCGUUCGAAAACGAAACCGCGUUCGAUGGGUACUGCGAGCAGAGCCGCUUUGGAGGAGGUUGGUUGGUGAUGCAGCAGCGGUACGAUGGGCUGCUAAACUUUCAGCGUGGCUGGAGUGAGUACGUGAAUGGGUUCGGAAGCGUGGUGGGUGAGUUUUGGCUCGGUUUGGAGCGCGUGCAUCGUCUGACGUCGGGCCGAUCGCACGAGCUGCUGGUGGAGCUGGAAGAUUUCGCCGGCAAUUACGUGUACGCACGGUACAGACAGUUCGAGAUUGGCAGUGGGAAGGACCAGGACCCCGCUGAAGAAGCUGGAAGAUUACUCGGGAACGGCUAGCGAUUCGUUGGUGUAUCACAGGGGGAUGAAGUUUACAACGCUGGAUCAAGACAAUGAUGCCAAAGCGGAUUCAAACUGUGCAAUCGAUUAUAGUGGUGCUUGGUGGUACAAGCAUUGUCACUAUUCUAAUCUUAAUGGUGUGUACAUGAACGAAAAGGAUUCGCGAGCAAUUGUUUGGUAUUAUUACCAAAAUUCCACUUUAGGUAUGGCGUACUCAAGAAUGAUGAUUCGUGAAAUAAACAUUUAUACAACCA
This is a messenger RNA of Anopheles gambiae (African malaria mosquito), 1614 nucleotides long. Its product is annotated as fibrinogen-like protein 1. The transcript has a single exon. The record is from RefSeq and is a predicted model, not a curated record. The coding region runs from base 905 to 1360 and encodes 151 amino acids. NCBI's taxonomy places the organism in Eukaryota, Metazoa, Arthropoda, Insecta, Diptera, Culicidae.